This is a messenger RNA of Closterium sp. Naga37s-1, 1590 nucleotides long. NCBI's taxonomy places the organism in Eukaryota, Viridiplantae, Streptophyta, Zygnematophyceae, Desmidiales, Closteriaceae. The record is from the annotation of a GenBank genome assembly.
AUGACCGCCAUAAGUGGGUGGGCGGACCAUCUCCCUCACCCCGGGGCCCCCCUGGUCAAUGCCAGCUUGGCCGCUGACGUCAUUGCCGACAUGGCAGCUGACGUGGCAAAGAGGGGGGGCAUCCCCAGCGAGCCCUUGCUGGGUGCUCCGUGGAGCCCCGACGGCAGAAAGUAUCUUCUGGCGCUCUGCUCCACUGGCGGGAUGUCCAACCAUCUCUUCUGUCUGCGAGAGUUCGCUCUGCUCGCAGGCGCUCUCAACCGAACGCUCGUGGUGCCCAUGGGGCCACACGAGCUUACCCUACCGCCCUCCCUCGUGUUUGACGUGCCCUUCCUGCGCGCCUGCUAUGGUCCCAAGACUGCCCUCACCCUCGACGAGUACAAGCAGUUCGUGGGCAGGGGCAGCAUGGAAGUGACCCACGUGCUGUGCCUCGUCAAGGGCUGCCACCUCGUGCCUGACGCUGCACCAGGCGGGCAGUUCAAGGCGAGCAAGGGGCGCAUCAGCCUGGCAAACGUGACGGUGCCGGCAGUGGAGCAGUGGGUGUGGUCGGGCCUACCGGACAAACACUCGCUGCAAGCGUUCCUCAAGGUGUACAGCCGAGUGCCGAACGGUGUGCUGGUGAUUGGCGAGUUCAAGAAGCAACCCAUCACGGAUUCCAUCUUCUUCCGCAUGCUCGCCCCCAUGGACCUCCCGUUCCUGCUGCCCUCACCACCGGGCAAGCAGAGGGGUAGGGCCAAGCCUGCCAAGGUGGUGCCGCGAGACACAUGCCUCGCGUCUCCAGCCAUCCGGCCCCCUGAGCCGCUCAUAGCAGCAGCGCGGCACAUAGUGCAGCGCCAUCUGCUCAGCGGCCAGUUCCUGGCAGUGCAAUUCAGGAGGGGCGACUUCAAGGACUACUGCCGCAAGAAGCACCCAUCGGACGGCUGUUUCCUCCCAGUGGAACAGGCAGCACAGUGCAUGCGCGCUGCAGCCCUGGCAGCACGUGUACCUCUCGUCUUCCUCGCCACCAACGCGCGGCCGCACGAGGUAGCGGCCAUUGCAGCUACGCUCCUUGAGACGCCUCAAGAACAGCCACUGGAGGUUGCAGCUACGGUUUCUGCGGCUGAUACUGCUGUUGUUGGUGCUGCUGCUGCUGCUGCUGCUGGUGCUGCUGCUGCUACAGCGGCUGCUGCAGUGGAGCAGGAACAGCCAUCUAGAGGGGCACUUGAGAGAAGACUGUUGAGUCGAUUCGCAGAUGAGCACCAGAGCAGAGGCCAGCAAGAGGAGAUGCCGCUGCCACCCAAAGAACCGCGCUCACUGCAGGCGGUUGCCCAGCCAUCUGGGCGCAAAUCUCAGCCGUUGGAUCCACGAUCUCAGCGGUCGAUGCCUGCGAUUGCCCGGCGCAUGCUGCCUGGUGGUUCAAGCGGAGGCAUCAAUAUCAAGACCACCCCGCAAGCCGUCGCCACUCUGGAGAAGCUGGUGUGCGCGCUGGGUGCUGGCUUUCUGGGCACAGCCCACUCCACAUUCACGAAUGACAUUGUGCGGCUGAGGCACGGGUUCCGCACUGCCAGGUGCAGCGAUGACUAUAUCUGCAGUGCCGGGCCGAAAGAGGGGUAG